Molecule: messenger RNA, 2621 nt
Organism: Moneuplotes crassus
Lineage: Eukaryota; Ciliophora; Spirotrichea; Euplotida; Euplotidae
Source: the annotation of a GenBank genome assembly
GGAUAUCGACAAACCAUGGGUUAGCUACCUACGAAAUCUAAGGAUCCCGAUGAUGUGACAGCUACAUAGGAAAAUAACUGUUACUAUUUCUGAGAAUUCUCUCAAAGCGCCACUUCCUCACGCAAAGAGUAAUGAGAAAUCACCUGUGGCCCCAAAGAGGAGAAACAUGAAUCGUAACCCCAAUUGUAAUCAUAACAGCAAUUUUGCAAGCUUCACAAAUACGAAAAUAGAGCAAAAUAGGGUGGAUAAUUCCUACCAAAAUAAAGACUUACUCUGGAAGAACGGCAAGAGCUAUUCUGAGCAGAGUGAACUCAACUCUUUGAAAGGACUUUUAAUUAGGUUGUUCUUUGAUAACAGCCUUGGUGAAGACGUAGGUAAAGCUAAAUAAGUCACGGUCAAAUGCAUCCUAUGUGCUCAGGAAUGACAUCAACAGAAUGUAUAGUGAGUUCGAAGAGUUUUAUUCAAAUGAUGAUAUCUUGAUCGAUGGUAAUAUAGUCAAUAAGUACUCACUCUGGAUUAUAAAGAACUUGAAUCCUCACCAUAAAGCUUAUGUGUAUGCACUGAUGAAGUGUGGCAAGGUUCAUAAUAGAGAACUUGCCUUGAUGGCUAUUAAUAACUGCAUGAAUUGGAACAAUCAGUGGGAGAAAGAUUGAUACUACUGAGUCCUUACUUACAUGCUAGUACAAACUAUUAAGAGUGAGUUUAAAAUUGGAAGCAAGGAUCUGAUAAAAUGAAUCAAGAAACUGAUGGAUUAUCCUAUACAACCUCUGAAGAGAACUUCAAUUAUGAGUUUAUUUCCAACUAAAGCUGAGCUGGAACAAAAAGCUCAGCAAGUUGAGCAAAAAUCAGUUGAGGUGAAGAAGCCUAAUGUUAUCAAGAGAACAGUCAAAUAUAAAUCAGAUAAAGUUAAGACCAUAGCAAAGAAUCGUUUUACCAUAAAUGAGAUUAAGCCUAAUAAGGAUUCCAUCUUUGAGUAUAAGGAGAAUAUGUAUAGGAAGUUCGUAGAAAAUCAGCAAAGAAUAAAUGGAAUGGAAAUUAACGCUAUUGGAAACUGCAAAUACCUCAAAUAUGCCAUUGGCAGAGGAAACAACUCUCUUCUUGUCCAAUUAGCUCUCAAAAAUAGAUGGUGGUGGCAAAGGACCAAGAAGUCAAACCCAAAUGUCAAUUUCUUAUGGACACAGCUCUUGUGAAGAAAGUUUAUAGUGAGUAUUAAAAAGCUCAACAAGGCUGAUCAUGGAAGUGAGUCUGAGCUUGAUACUACUAAUUUUGGAUCAACUUCUCACUCAGCACUAAAAGAAAGUGGAUCAACUUCAGAUACAAAGAACACGACAACCUCUAGUCUAACAACUUCUGGGAAUAAUUUCCCAUCCCAAAAGUUAUCAAAAGUGAGUAGCUCAAUGGCUCAUCCAAGAAAGAGAGGAAAAGCUGUCAAAAAGGAUCCUCUGCAGUGAGACAAGCUGAAGAUUUGUAACCAUUUGGAGAUGCAUUUCCAUUUGAGUAACAAGAAAGCUCUAUACUACAACAUGAAGGCUUAUUUUGAAUGUCUUGGAAAGGAACCUUUUAAUUUUAUUCCUCUGACAUAUCACAUUCAGGAAGGAUCUAGCGACCCCCAGUUUGAACUCUUCAGCAAGAAAUUUGAGGAGAUUGAAGAAGGUGUGAAAGGCAAGAAAAAGCUGCAGAAUAUCUGGAUAGUAAAACCUGGUGAAAAUACCAACAGAGGCAAUGGAAUUACUGUUUGAAGAGAAAUCUCGCAAAUUAUUAGCCUAGUAGAUAGUAAUGUAAAGCUCAAUAAUGGAAAGAGGAGGAGCUACAUUGUCCAAAAAUAUAUAGAAAAUCCUCUGCUCAUCAACAGAAGAAAGUUUGAUAUCAGGUGAUUCUCUCUUGUAACCUCCAUGAACGGCAAUAUAUGAGGGUAUUGGUACAAAGAUGGGUAUAUCAGAACAGCUUGUAAGGAGUUCUCUCUGAAGAACGUCUCAAAUAAAUAUAUUCACCUGACUAACGAUGCAAUACAAAAAUAUUCUAACUCAUAUGGAAAAUAUGAGGAUGGUAAUAAGCUCAGUUAUAAGGAGUUUCAGAAGCAUUUUGAGGUAAAUUGACCAGAUAUGAAGGUUGACUUUGACAAGAUUUAUCCACAAAUGAAGAAGCUGGCAGCUGAUACUAUAAAAGCUACUUAUAUGCAGAUCGACCCAAAUAAAAACCAUCAUACCUUUGAGCUGUUUGGGUAUGAUUUCAUGGUAGAUGAGAAUCAGAAGGUUUGGCUUAUAGAAGUAAACACCAAUCCGUGCCUUGAGCUUUCUAGUAGCCUGUUAUCAAGACUUAUCCCAGCACUAGUCGAGAAUGUAGCUAAGGUAGCAAUAGACCCUGUUUUUCCAGCUCCAGAGUGGUCUAAUUCUAGGAAAGGACAAAUACCUGAUUUCUCUGAGAAUAAAUUUGAGUUGGUAUUUAACGAAUCUAAGGAUGGUGAUGAGUUGAGAGAAAUUUUAAAGCAAGCAAAUUUGAAGGAUAUUAUCAGAGAAGAAGAUGAGCAAGAGUCUGCUGAAGAUGAUGACUCUGACGAAGACAAUGAUGAAGAUGAAGAAGAGUAGCCCCAUCUUAAUUUUUAUGCAAGCUUGUAUUUUCAA